AUGGUUAACGAAAUGUCUACUGAGUGUGAAGUUGGGCAGAAUUAUUCCAAUGGACAUAUUAUUCUAUUUCAAGGAAAUUCAAAAAAAGUUGGUUGUGGUGUGUAUCAUGAAUUUCAUAGUCUUGAAGAAGUUUUUGAGAAAUUUAUGGAAGAUUAUAAAAAUUUUGGUGAUUUACCACCUCCAAAAAAAGGUAGAAAUUAUUCUAAAGUUAAUGUUCGUAACAUUUUAAAAUAUGUCGGAAAAAUGCAUAAUACAUGUUUAAUGACAUAUUCUGAAGAACAUAACAAGUAUAAAACUAUGGAUAAAAAAUGGAUAUUGUGUAAAUUUUAUAUUUAUCUUAGAAAUUAUAUUACAAGUCAAGAUCAUGAAAAAAUAGAAGAACGAUUUAAGAAUUUAAAACCAUUAAUUAAUUUUGAUUAA
This is a messenger RNA of Strongyloides ratti, 420 nucleotides long. RefSeq names its product Enhancer of rudimentary family-containing protein. The transcript has a single exon. The coding region runs from base 1 to 420 and encodes 139 amino acids. Lineage: Eukaryota; Metazoa; Nematoda; Chromadorea; Rhabditida; Strongyloididae. The record is from RefSeq and is a predicted model, not a curated record.